CUAAGGUGCAGACUUCUGAUGUUCUGAAAUCACCAAGGACCAGGUUCCUUUGGUAAAGUAGUGUGAUCACGAAGUCUGAUAGUUACCUUAAACGUCACUGUUCUCAUUAUCUAAAUUAUACUAUUCCACUUUUGGUAGGGAUAUUUUUUAUCAUUCAAAGAAAAAUCCUUCUCAUAAUAGGAAAAAAAAGGAAAGAGAAGGUGUAAUGAAGAUAAAUGUCGGUAAAUGAUCCUCGGGCGUGUAGAUCAUUAUCUGAUGUGUUCACUAUGGUGGGUGAUAUAUAAACGACUCCUUGCUGGUAUACAGUUGAUUAACUUGAAUAUGGUUGCCCUUGGUACUGCCCGCCAUUCCACUUGAGAAGCUUCCUCAGGCGGGGCCACGGUGUCAGGUGCUGGGUCUCUGGCGAACACUCUCCGCCCAAGAACAACUCAUAGAUGGUCUAUUGGGGGACAUGUCAAGGGCCUAUCCGGCCAGUCCCAUGUCCGUAGCUUUCUCGUAGGAGAUAGUAGGUGACGGCCUGGGCACGACACAACUAACGUCGGGGGAGGCUACCUCAACGGUACAGCGGAAGCCAUGGCAUACAGCGGCCUCAUCUGGACUAAUGUGCCCAUUCUUUAUUGCAUUUCCAUCAUCAUUGCUGGAGUGUUUUACGCGCCUAAGAUGAGGAGAGGAGGAUAUAUCACCAUGUUCGACCCCAUCCAGGCAAAGGUGGGGGGUCGUGCCGGAAGUCUGCUCUUCUUCCCCCAGCUGAUGGGAGAUGUCUUCUGGACAGCCGCCAUCUUGUCAGCUCUGGGGUCCACCAUGUCCCUUAUCCUGGAUCUGGACCCCGUCUUGUCCAUCAUCGUGUCUAGCUGCGUGGCCGUGUUCUACACCUUCAUAGGAGGACUGUACUCUGUGGCCUACACUGAUGUCGUCCAGCUCAUUUGUCUUUGCGUGGGACUGAUCGUGGCAUGUCCCUUUUCUUUCUUCCACCCAUCUGUCGACCUCUCACGGGUCCAGGACACGUGGCUGGGAGAGCUGCCCACAAACAUGAUUGGUUUAUAUGCAGACCUCUGUUGCCAAAUCAUAUUUGGAGGCCUACCAUGGCAGGUGUUCUACCAGAGAGUGUUGGCUUGCAAGACACCAAGCAUUGCCCGCACAAGUUCGAUUCUAGCAGCAUUUUGUAGCUUGCUUCUUGCCAUACCCCCAGCAGCCAUUGGAAUAGUUGGAGCCGCAGCAGACUGGAAUGCCACAUCCUACACAGGCGAUAUACCAAUACCUACUGAAUACCACAGUUUUAUCCUUCCCAUGGUGCUCAACUACCUGUGUCCACUUCCGGUGGCAGUGUUGGGACUUGGCGUGGUGGCUGCUGCUGUUAUGUCAUCUGCCGACUCCUCUGUCCUCUCAAGUGGAACCAUCUUUGCAAAGAAUAUCUACAAAGAUGUUAUCCGUCCACAGGCCAGCGAUCGGGAAUUGAUGUGGGUGUUGAGAGGUGGAAUACUGGUGACCGGUACAUUGUCGUGCAUCAUUGCCAUCCUGGUGAAGUCAGUUUAUGGUCUGUACUACAUGUGUUCCGACCUCAUGUACGUCAUCCUCUUCCCCCAACUCACCUGUGUUCUCUGGAUCGGGUUCACCAACACCUACGGCGCCAUCACGGGAUACAUCCUCAGUCUCUUUCUGAGAGUCGCUUCUGGGGACACCCUGCUAGGAAUCCCAGCUCUUAUUCAUUUCCCCUUUUACACAGAAGCCGAUGGCCAACUGUUCCCAGUCAAGACCCUGGCGAUGAUAGUCAACUUUGUGGCCAUCAUAUCUGUGUCAGCGUUCACAAGGCUUGUCUUCCGGCGAGGGUGGCUGUCAACCAGAUGGGAUGUGCUUAAUGUGAUGAAGAGAGAAGAGGACGCCAAAAGGGCCGAAGAGCGAGGAGAAAGUCUGAUGAUGAAGGAACGACAUGAUGGAAACAGAGACCUGGAUUACGCACAGAAUGAAAAGAUGAAACUUCAGGAUAACUACUAGUUUAUACAAUAAUCCUCCAUUUAUUCAUGACACAUGUCCUAUCUGAUCCACUAUCGCUGUUGUAUCUGUUUUCAGUUCUAUGUGGAUUAUAUUGACAUGUGACAAAUAGGAAUAGUUAUUAGUAGUUCCACAUGCUAAACACCACACCAUGAAGAAGUACGGCAUAUACCGGCUGUCCAAUGGCGACUAAAAGAGAAAUUAUACCACGCACUUUCAGUGGACAAUUUCUCAUAAUGAACUAAACGGGAUAUUCGAGAAAUGAGGAUGCUACAAGGAGAUUAGCAUCACCGUGCCAUUGAGUCUCACCAAGGAACCACGACGAUCAAAAUAGAGAAUGAGAGAGAAAAAGUACUUGUUCGACAUGCGAGCCUGACCACCCGAUCCCGUCAGUCGCCUUUUACGACAAGCACAGUCGCCUUUUACGGCAAGCAUGGGUUCUGAAGACCUAUUCUACCACGGAUCUUCACGGAUCUCAAGGGGUUUUGAAAAGAUAAAUCAAUAUUACUGUAAUAAGGAAACGAUCGGUAACUUUAAGUAAAAAAAUAAAAAAAACCAUACAAAUACUCUACAGCCGAAGAACAUUUUUUAAUGGAAAACGAAGGCUGAUUAUUAAUCAUACCAUACAAGACAUGAAUAUAUGUUUAGGAUACUUACGAAGCAAACACAGCGAGAGCUGUUGUCAUUAUUUUCUUGCAUGUGUUCUGCUUCAUGUACAGAGGCAGGUUAACGUUAUCCCCAUUUUACUUUCUGUCCAUAAAGUCAUAGAUAAGCGUGAA
Messenger RNA from Haliotis rufescens (red abalone), 2768 nucleotides. RefSeq names its product high-affinity choline transporter 1-like. Lineage: Eukaryota; Metazoa; Mollusca; Gastropoda; Lepetellida; Haliotidae. The record is from RefSeq and is a predicted model, not a curated record. Gene Ontology annotation, molecular function: choline:sodium symporter activity. The transcript is spliced from 8 exons. Gene Ontology annotation, biological process: acetylcholine biosynthetic process; choline transport; transmembrane transport. Gene Ontology annotation, cellular component: plasma membrane. Bases 574 to 1992 code for a protein of 472 amino acids.